This is a messenger RNA of Bemisia tabaci, 2895 nucleotides long. NCBI's taxonomy places the organism in Eukaryota, Metazoa, Arthropoda, Insecta, Hemiptera, Aleyrodidae. The record is from RefSeq and is a predicted model, not a curated record.
ACCGCGCUCGCCAAGUCGCACUGCCACCCUGAGCCGCGCGACCGGACCAUGUAAAUCUCCGCCCGGGAAACCGAAGCAACCGCCCAGAUUGUGAUAGCAACCCACUGUGAUACUCCAUCCUAGUGCAAACCUGUGGUCCUCAGUGCUCCCUAGUGACCGAAAGAUGCUCGCGUGCUGAUCCGCCAAUCGGGUAACCAUGCGGGUGUCCGGGUUCCGCGUCUUGUCCGGUGUCUUGUUCAGUGUCUUGUCCGUUUCCGUGUCCGUCGACGGGGUUUCAAGUGUGUCCGCCGGGCAGCGCAAGGCUCUCCAGAAGACGCCCCGAUACGAGACUGAUGAUGCCGUCGUCGUUCACGCGGCGCCUAGAUUUCUGAACGAGACAACCCGCAACACACGGGCGUCGAGCACGGCUGCACCGCGGCCAUCGCAGGGCCAGCGGCAACGACGACAGUUCGAGAACUGGAUCGCCGGCGGGAGCGGGGAAGUCGGGCCGUGCUUCACCGACCGGGGGCUCUUCGGCAAGUGCAUGUCCUUCAAGAAGUGCUACCCCUUCUUCAAACUCCCGCAGCUGAGCAGCCAGCAGACCUGGGUCUUCGGCAUGUUCGACACCUGCACCUACUUCACAUCCUCCGGUAAACAGGCCUACGGUGUAUGCUGUCCUGAGGUAGCCCUGAACCCGAUCUUCCAGAUCGCAGCCGACGACGAAGACGACGAAAAACCCCUGCGAUUUUUCAACAAACCGCUGCGUCAGUUCCAGUCACCGGCCAUUCCAAACGACUGGCCGCCACCCAUCCCAACCCCCCGCCUCUCAACCCCAACCCCAACCUCCGUCGUGGCCUGCAAACUGGCCACCGCAAUACCCCACGGCGGUGCCGCCCAACUGGCCUCCACCCCUGCCCACUCACCCGCCCGCCAUGAGUCCUGUUUAUCCGACUCUACCUUCUACUACCGAGAAGCCCGCUAUCGUGCCCGUUGAGACCGGGGGUGGCGAUUCGACCCCGGAUUACAACAGCGCACAGUGUGGCCUCAAGAACGGACUGGAACGCGAGGAGGACAGGAUUGUCGGAGGUCAAAAUGCCAGACCUGGAGAAUGGCCUUGGAUUGCUGCUUUAAUGAAUGGAGGACGCCAGUUUUGUGGAGGCUCACUGCUUGAUAAUCAACAUGUCUUAACAGCUGCUCAUUGCGUGGCUCACAUGAGCUCUUGGGAUGUGGCCCAAUUGACGGUGAAUCUUGGAGAUCAUAACAUUAAGAGUUCCUCUGACGUGCGGCACAUUGAGAAAAAGGUGAAAAGGAUAGUCAGGCAUAAAGGUUUUGACGCUCGGACAUUGUAUAAUGAUGUUGCCAUUAUAACUUUAGACUCACCAGUGACGUAUUCGAGGAAUAUCCGCUCUAUCUGCCUCCCAUCAGGCAACAAAGCGUAUGCAGGGAAGACUGCCACUGUGAUAGGGUGGGGAAGUUUGCGAGAGAUGGGUCCUCAACCGGCCAUACUGCAGAAGGUGAACAUACCCGUUUGGACGAACCAGGAGUGUAAAGAAAAGUACGGGCCAGCAGCCCCUGGUGGAAUCAUUGAUACAAUGUUGUGCGCCGGGCAAACCGCUCAAGACUCGUGUAGUGGUGACAGUGGGGGCCCGUUGAUGGUUGAAGACGGCACAUGGACACAGGUUGGAAUAGUCAGUUGGGGAAUUGGCUGCGGGAAAGGCCAGUACCCUGGAGUUUACACACGAGUAACUCACUUCAUGCCUUGGAUCAAGAAGAACCUGAAAACGUGAAAGGAAAAUCUACUUUAAAUUCUUCCAUACAUAAAAAAACAACAAAAAACGGCACAAAGUCAUCUAUUUUGAAAGAUUUUUAGGCAGCACAAAUCGAGGUUCAAAAUACCUUGCUAAGCUAAAAUUUAUUUGUGUUGGCAAUUUUUUUUAGUCAGGCUAGACUUUCGAAUCAAUGCAAAUCAAAAUUCUAACAAUUGUACUGUUCUCUGACAAAAUUUAGAUUGAUUUGACACACUUUCAUUCAUUUUUUUAUUUUAAAUCUAAAAAAAGGUGCAUUGCUUUUGGUUGGAGCAAAACUCCAACCAAAAGCAAUGCACUUAAAAAUUCAAGUGGCUCGGUAAAUCAAAAUUUUAAACAGCAAAACUGAGCUGCAAAAGUUAUGGAAGAAUACAGUGCAGUUUUAAGAGGUGAUAAAAACAAAUGUGAUAAUGUGCAAUAAUUAUUGUGCCAAUUUUAAACGUAGGUAUAAAAAUGUGAAAAAAAAUUAAAUUAAUCUGGAAACAAUUUUAUGUUUCUAUGUCAUUAUUUUGACAGACAUAUUGGAGCAGAUCUUGUUCCACACAAUUAAAGAGACCUUUUUAUGUUCUUGUGCAGAUGAUAAAAAAGUCAUUUGCCCACGAAUAUGAAAAAAUAGUGCUUCCCUGGAAUGAGUUUUUGCCUUGCCUGUGAAGGCAAGGCAAAAAAAGAUGACAUCGGUGGAGCUUUCAUUGAACCGUUAGAGGUUCGUUCUGAAUUUGAUGGUUGUGAAUAUGUAAACCUUCAUAGCGCUACUACCUCUAAAAGCACACAUUGCUUCAAGUCAAUACAAAUGACUGUGAACUAUUUUAAGGGGUAAUUACCCUCCCUCGAAUGAGAGAGUAAUGUAAAAAUGUUGUAAGUACAAAAAAAUUUGAAAAAUUGGAACGCAAGUGUAAAUUUGAGAGAGGAACCAUGGAGAUGAAAGAGAGAUGAUUGAACAGGUAUACGAAAUCUUUAAAUGUGACUAUUGCACAAAUGCUGUAUUGUUUCCCGCAGGAUUUUGAAGGAAACACCUGAGAGGUUCAAUUCUAAUUGUCUCAGCAGAAUAAACAAAGCAAACUGAAAUAAUCAAAAAUAAAAAUUGUGAAAAUAAAGUUUCUCAUCUAUCAAA